Trypanosoma rangeli is the source of this 4572-nucleotide messenger RNA. RefSeq lists its product as uncharacterized. NCBI's taxonomy places the organism in Eukaryota, Euglenozoa, Kinetoplastea, Trypanosomatida, Trypanosomatidae. The coding region runs from base 1 to 4572 and encodes 1523 amino acids. The record is from RefSeq and is a predicted model, not a curated record. The transcript has a single exon.
AUGCAGCGCGCGCCGGCUCAGUCUAUGGAGGCGAUUGAUGCAUAUGUUAAGCAGCUGCAGUCUGGAAACAAUGACACAUCACGUGCCCCGCCACUGACGGUGGAGAACCUUCUCUGCAAGGUAUACGCGAAGUUUUAUAAUCAACGCGGCCAGGCUCCGUUUCCAGAUGGACUACCAUUCUCUUUGAAGCAAAUACCGUCACUUGCAUCUGUGGCGGUGUUGCAAUCUCGCAUCACGGCAAUGGUUCAGAGCGCUGUGGCGACACGGCCUGUAGUCACGUUGCAUGAGCUGGAGGCUGAGGUUUGUCUUGCAGAGAAUGCCACGGUAUACGCCGAACUCGGUCUUGGUUGUUCCCUUGCAGCGUUGCCAUUUGUUCAGCACAUGUUUGGUGUUAGGGUCGACACCAACCUUGCUCCUGUUACGAGUACCGAGUUUAUGCAGUUUCUUCUCUUUGACGCAAACGCUCAAGGACUGCUUGCUGGCGGCGGGGACGCCGGGGAUGCCGCACGCGCCUUCUCGCGUCGUUACAAGGAUGGAAGGUACACCACCAUGCAGCUGGGCAUUCAUAUCCAACACUUCCCCUGGCUAUUGCAGUUUGUGCGUCAGGAGGUUGGGAGAACGUCGGCCUUUUUUUUUGAGCUCUCGACAAACAACACGUGGUGCCACAAACGCAACAGCAUCAUUUACGAACGUGUUGCGGAAUCGCUUCAUACGGCGUUAAUGUCUCGCUGCAACGACGCAGGGAAACAAUCUCGUGAGAUAAGAUUUGUUGUGCGUGCCUCUCCUGAGGAGGCGCAGGGGACGGAUCUUCCACCGGAUAUGUGGGGGUCGUGCAGUGGGCCCUCGGGAGGGUUGUCACUUCAUGGCGUGCUGCGGGCUGAGCCUUUUCCGUCCCCUGCGAACGUCGCACACGGCACACACACAUCAGAGGCCGACAAGGCACAACAAAAGUUACCUACACCUGUUAGUUUGUCCUCUGUCUCGGCUGUUUCUCCGCGUCCUUCUGCUUCUACAGCAGCAGCAGCAGUGAUGUUAACAGGAGCACAAAAAACCAUGCCAGGGAUGGUAACCUGCUUGCACGCGAGAAAGCGUCGUCGUGGGGCGGUUGUGGAGGAAAGGAUGGAAGUGUUGGACGAUAUGCCCUUACCCGCUUUGAAUCCGCGGCUGCUGCACGUGGGGGGUGCAUGCAUAGAAAAUAAAGGAGUAACAGCGGCGUCCACGUUGUUGCCGACGUCGUCGGAACUUCCUCGUAUUUCUCUUGAGAAGGCGUUGUCAAUAUUGCGCUGCCAGGCGGCAAUGCAGCCUGUGACUGGUACCGCAUGUUUUGCCACGUGCGAUGACUUUGCUUUAUUCCGGACCUAUGCCUCCAAGCUCUUGUCAUACCCACGACAUGGAGGAGGAGGUGCGGAGCAGUACGGUGGAGUCACGGCGGCGGGCAAGGAUACUUUUUCUGUUGAUUUGGAUACAAUUUUGCGUCUCCUCUCUCAUAAGGAGGCACUAAACAGGUGGUAUGCGUUCUACAGGGCUAUUGUGGAUUAUACGAAGGGUUGUGAUGAGACUGAGGACGUGACUACGACCUCUCCGGGCCGGUUACUACUUCAGUGCCUUGCAUUGGGAUCAUCCGAUUUGGUGUUUCUUCCGCUUGUGGCGACACGAUCUUUGCUGCCUCUGUCAUCAACACGGGAUGUUCUCCCCCAGCGUGUUCUCUUGUCGGGACGUCACUCAUCGGCGAAUCUUCUUGUGUUUCACCCACUGCAGUAUAUUGUGGAUCCACAACUUGAGAACGAAGAGGGCUGCGCGUUGGCGAUGCUUGACGGUGAGUUUCUCCUACGCGGUUUGCAUGACGCAGACUCUCAGAACGUGUUACACGACUUGCUAGAGACUCUUGAGGGCUGUGGGGUGUUAACGUCUGUACCGGAGUGCUGGUUUUGUGAUGGGUUUUUGCUACAGCUUCUGCGGCGUCAAAUGUGGGGCUACUUUAACAAAGCAGAACACACGGAUGCGGAGGAGCGUCAUAUGGCGCUGCGCAUGUUGUUGCUGUAUUGGUGGCUCUUGGGAAUAUGGUGUACUGCGCCACCGUCCUCAAGGGUUGCUGCCGGGGUUGCGGAGGUUCUACAAAGUCUACGGGACGUGGUUUGGCUGCCCGCCCUGUCACGCCAUGACGGUGGCAGUGAUGCGGGUAGUUCUGCCUUGCGGAUUGAAGGUUGGCAUGCGCCCUCUGAACUUUUUCCAGCACUUCCAUGUUUUACGCGCAAUAAUCUGUCAGAGGUGUUAUCUUAUGCCCCGCAUGACAUACGGGACCUCCUCUCCCUCUCUAAGCAGCACGCUGACAAUAAUUUGUUUCAGCAUUUGCAUCAAUUUCUUGCCAGGUGGAUAGACGUGGUGCAGAGUGGCACGGCAAAUAUGUCUGGGGAUGCGCUACCUUGUCUCAUGGGCAUGCCUGCAGACUACACAGCUGCCCUCGCUUUGCGACUGCUAGGUUUGCUGCGGGUGGGCAUGCGCAUCUCACUCGCUACCAUGCGGUACCUCCUACACCGCAUUGCUGACACCGAGGAGGAGGAUGUUCUCCUCGAUGCGAGGCGACUGCCGAUCAUGCCACUUCCAGUGACACGUGCAGGGCUUGAAGUGAAUGAGGAAUUUAUUGUGGGUGAGAUGGCGACAUGUGCGACGUUGUGCUGGGAGCCACUUUCAGGUGCGGACGGGGCAUGUGGGUUCGACCGUUCCAUUGCAUUUAUUGGCAACGAUCUUCGCAACUUCGCUGUUGAUGGUUUGCGCGUGUCUCCCGUUCCGUCUGUGGCAACUUGGUUGGCGGCGGCGCAGGCCUGCAGACGACGCUUUGUGGCCGGUUCUGAAAUUAAUGCGUCCCUCACGGACUUGUUUCUGCGAGUCUUGUCUCACUCCUGCACGACACAUUACAGUUAUCUUCUGAGAGAGUUUGAGAAGCAGCACCCCGAGAGUCACGGCAACGCCGCCCAGGAGGCUCUGAAGGGGGUUGUGCAUCUUGCAGCAAUUGACACCCGGGCGGAAUACGCAUUUCCCCUUCAUGGUCGCUGGCGCAGCCCCGCAGAGGGGUUGUUUUACUGCGGCCCAUACUAUUGCGGUUUAUCUGGCCUUGCACUCAGAGUUUCCACGUAUCCUGCUGUUUACACCGCCAGGAAUGAAAAUGACGCUGUUGAUGAGGAUACGACGCCCGCUUUGCCUGUGCUUGCAUUUACGCAACAACCGCAUCAUGUCGUUGCUGCUGUGUUGCAGAAGAUGGGCCUUGUGGCGUUAGAGGAUUGUACAGAGAAGAUUGUGACAUUUGACCGUAUGAAUGCCGCUCACAGUGCAGGACUGCACAGGAAAAUUGCGGAGUGUGUCCCGCGCGUUCAAGCAUUUUUGCGUACACACCACCCGCACUACUACGCCCUUGUGCAUCUCCAGGUGCGGCAUGCCUUGGAACAUUUCAGCACGGUACUCGCGGCAGAGCCAGUCGUGCGGGAAGUGCUUCGUUUUCAAGGGCACACGUACACCAUGACACGCACCGUGCGUUGCUGGUACGUGCGGCAACACAACUGCCUCUACGGUGUAGAUGAAGAAAUUGUCCCUUCUCUUGGGGCCGAUGUGAUUGCGGAUGUGUUUCUUCCCUUGAUGGAUGCGGAAGUACGGCGAGGGCUGACAUCGGCCUUGCAGGAGUGGCUGCGAGACGCCAAUCUUUACUUUGAUGACACCUCAUUGGCCCCGUGCCUACCGACGGCGUUGGUAACAUCGUCGGUCUCGGAGGAAGCCUGGCAACUCUCGGCGGCGCCGUCUGUACGUUUUCGUGAUCAUUUUCCCUUUGGAAGAGACGGGUUUGGCCCUACAGGAGGGCGAAGCUGUACCCUGACAGCAUCAGGGGCCUCGGCGGCUUCACACGCACCGCGGAUGAAGGCGUUAAUGUGGGGAGAUGGCGGUUAUAUGGCCCACUCGCUCCCGCAGUGGAGGUGUGACCUCUUUGACUCCGCAUACGACGUGCUGCGCAGCAUGGAGCGCGGUCGCAGCGAGGCGAAAAACGAUUCAGGGGAGGAGGGCGCAGCCACGAUGGUGACUCCGUCUGCCCACGCGCAGGUGCGUCGUGGUGGGCGGUCACAGCGUGUUGCCCCUGCGAUGGUUGUGCAGGAGGCACGUGAGACGGCCGAUUACGCCGUUGCAGCGGAACGUUUUGUCGCGGAGAAGUUGCGGGCGGAGGCGCCGCCGGGCGUUGAGGUUGUGUGGGUCAAUGAGCACGGCGAGCACGGCACCCCGUACGAUAUUCUGCUCGUGCGUCGCACUGUGAGAGACACUGCGGCCUCCACAUCGACGGAGAUUUUGGCGUAUGUGGAGGUGAAGAGCACCUGCACGAACGCGCGCCGUGACUUUGAGAUGUCGCUGCGGGAGUUACUUUUCGCCGCGCGGUUUGGUCGGGCGUACAAAAUUUACCGUGUGUUUCGUGCCUCCACAAGUGCGAUGCGGAAGAUGCAUGUGGAGGUGUUGGAGGAUGUGGUGAGGCUGUGGCGCACCGGCUCCCUCACGAUGACGGGUGACGUGAAAGUCAUGCUGGCGCCGGGCGCUUAA